UGCAGAUGUUGAUGCAAAUGUUGGCCCAUACCUUAUUGUACUAGGUCUAACAUCUAAUUCCUUCGAAAAUGGCAGGCACCAACCCAGGUCGGUAGACUGAUGCGCGACGCUCCUUCCUUUUUUCACCUGCCUGCCUGCGCGGGCUCUUGCUUUGAUUGCCUACCAGGUACCUAGGUAGUAAUCACAGCCCGACCGACGGCCCGGUAGCGAAGAGCAAACAUUUCCAAUUAGGUAGGUACUACCGACCUAGGUACAGUGCCCAAGGGGCAUGCGAAAGGCAAUCCUUCAUUUUUGAUCCGUUUUUUGUCUCUUGGUCAAAAAGUGACCAUCCAGUGUCGAUUGGCCCUUUGCUGGCUUUUUUUCCCGUUUGGAGGCCCUCGUUGCUCUUCCCGGUCCGCUGCCGUCACCCGAAUCCUCGCGCUUAAUCUUUGGCUCAGCAUCAUCAGCAAACUCUCCUUCAUCGCUCUCGUGGUGCUUUGCAUCGCCGUCCAACAUGUCAAUGUCGGGCUUGUCCUCUUCUGCGAAAAGAUCUCGCCAGGACCCGUUGAGCACACGCAAAUCAUCACCUUUGAGGCCAGCGUCAUAGGCCUGCUUCAUCAGCCGCAUGCACUGCGACAGAGACAGAAUUUUGGGUUAGCAACGAUCCGUACAUCACACGAGCAUGUCUUCAAAGCUGUCUUGUGCGCUCGGAGGUUCUGCAGCUCUUUGGGGUCGCGCAUAUCUUCUCAAGACACUCGAGUCGCGCAAACACAAAAGCAAGAAGCACAGCUGAAGCUGGGAACGGGGCCAGACUCACCACGCGCCUCCGUUCGUCAAAGUCGAACAUGGGUGUAAAUUCCGCCUCGGGCGCCUUCCAAGGCUCAUAGAUGUACUUUUUAUCCAAUGACGCGAGCUCCGGAACCCAUUUGCGAAUAAAGGUCCCAUCUGGAUCCCAUUUUUUGCCGAACGAGAUGGGACUAUAGCAUCGGAAAUACUGGGAGAAAAAGGCUGUGCAGCUCAGCCAUUGCCAGUUACCUGCGUUGCAUGCCGGCUCGUGGUCCAACAGCAGCUCCUCGAACACAUCGAGUCCACGCUCCCAGGACACAUAGCAUCCUCCUCGGGUUAAAAAACACGCCACGCUAUGACGACCGAGAUGGUGUAUCCAUCCCUCUACUCGCAACUGUCGCAUCAGCGCAUCGAUCCAGGGAAAGCCUGUCUGUCCUGCCUCCCAACGUCGAAACCAGCUCUCGGCCUGCUCAGAGUCUACCUCAUACUCAAACUUUCUGAGAACUUGUCCAGAUACUGCAUUAUCUUCAACAUGCGAAGGCAAGUGCCAUGGGAUGAACCUGCAGUGCGCGUUCCCCGCGGUCUGGCUGAAACAGGGCCCUAUUGCAGCCUGCGCAGCGAAAUACAUGUCUCGGAAGAGCAGUUGGCCUGUCAGGCUUUCCGGCGGUAGAGACGCCCCCUUCUUCUUGGCUUGAUUGUAGGCAUCUACCGUGUCCUGAACGCGGUGAUAGAAAAGACGUACCGACAAGGACCCGAAAUGCAUCGCCGGUGACAGCAGAGUGGUCGACUGCGGCUCAAAUGCCGCCGGGCUGGUUUGAGGUUUGCGGAACGUUGCCGUGUAGACUUGGUUCUCAAUUAUGGCAUCAAGCUCCCUCAGUGCAAGGCUCUCACCACCCUUGUACGGUGUUGUUGCUGGAGGGUACCCCAGCUCCUCUAGCGUCUCGAUGGCAAAGUCGCCAUUCGGACCUGCAAUUGCCCCAUAUGCCUUCUCUUUGCCCUCACUGCGCCACUUGGCAUUGUAGUCCUGGCCAACAUCUGGCAGGUCGAGAUUGAAAUCUAACGGCAUCUCACCGGGAUCCGGCAGAGCCUUGGGAGCCGGAAUGGGCCGCGGUAUAGAGCCAACCUUGGCACCGACAGUUCGUAGCCGUGCCAUGGACAUGGUCGGUUCUCCGCCAUUGGCCUUGACAAUGGCAUCGCUGUCCCAUAGUGUUCGGCCAUAUCGCGUUAUAACCUUGACCCCAGCAGCCUGGGCAGCUUUCUUAACGACCUCAUCGCGCUGACGUGCGUAGGCGUCUGUAUCCUUCUCAAAUACAAGAUGCGUCACCUUCCAAGCCUUGAAGAGCUUAGGGAAGAGGGAUUGUGGAGCCUCUCGAAGCACAAAGAGCUUUGAUCUUGGAUUAAGAUUGGUUAUGGAUGCCGAAAGGUCAUUCUGGCAGUCCAGUCUAUGGCCAAUGCGUCGUAUCAGUGCUGAUACCCGCGAGGAAAUACUACGUCUACGGUAGGUAGCUCGGCCAUGCCGUUUCGUGCGUGCCACUUACAAAUACUGCCAGCGGUUAAGGCCGCCUCUGGACCGGUAGACAUAAUGCGGAUCCCAGGUGAAAAUAGGCCACAGAACAGCCGGGUCAAGGUCCAAAGCCGCCUGCAAAGCUGGGGAGUCGUGGAGUCGCAAGUCGGUGCGAAACCAGUAGAUCACUCUGGCGCUUCCCAUGGCGACUGAGCUGUGGCGUACGCAAUUGUGCCGUCAGACUGAGCAAAGAACGGCCAAUACGGUUGGUUGCAGAAAUUGAGAUGGAGUGGGAAAUCAUUGUUGUAGUACCGUGGUUCAGCCGAGCCCCACGAUCCAUGGCAAGCGCAUCGAGAUGGAGUUUAGUCUAUGGGGGCGGGGUUUUGCUUUGACGCACCAGAUCAAUGACGUAAAAACAAUUGAUCGCUCUUCGAGAAGCAAUUGUAUGAAUUUUCACUAUCCACACACCCACGUGAGGUUGGAUAAGGAGCUAGCACCUAUUAAGGUUGAGGAUUACGGAGCAUGCCGGUGGGCUGCUUUCGCAGUACGUACCGGUACUGUGCAUACUUCUGGGGAGACCUUGGGAAGUGAUCUCGUUGGACGUACUGUGAAUAUCUGCCUUCGUGAGUUGGGCAGAAUUUGGGUUUGGAAAGUGCCUAGGUAUAAAGUUUUUUGUAAAUGGCCUGUGACACGAUCGAGGAUUGUAAGUUUUAACGGUCAAAAACCCCCCUCUUUCGCAUCCCCCACGUUUCAUCUCGGGACUGGUUUCCCUUCCAGUCAAACAAAGGAAGCAUUGCCACCACAGCGUCUGGUAUGCUGUUUUGGUGGAAACCGUAAAUAGCUUCAAAUAUAUCGAUACUGGUAUCGAUUUCUGGGUACCUCCUCAUCCUCUGCAAUCAUGUCAAGCCAAGCCUCCUCUUCAAAGGCUUCGGCUGAGCAAGCUAAAGCUUCAUCCAACCGCAAACGUAAAGCGAAAACGACCAGCCAGUCGGGGCGCCCCAGCAAGCGUCCAGUCAACCAAGCUUCCUUGGAUCAGUCCAUGAGCUCGUCUUCCACGGGCGAUCCGGCACUGCGAAUGCAGCAGUACGAUUACCACAUUGAGGAUGAUGAUGAGGAUGAGGAUGAUGAGGAAGAGGACGAGGAGCUGCAAAAUCGCGGCCACUUUCCACCCGAAAUCAUGCCGAUAGUUCUUGGAAUUUCGCGGGCUCUGGAGCAGGCAGCCAGGCAGAACAGAGCUUGGCGGCGCCAGCAAGAUUUGAUCGAGGAGGUGGCUGACGAAGUAUUUUACAUGUAUAAGCUUCCGGAGGGGCAACGGCCAAAGGGCAGCUUCCUGGACGUGGUGGAUAUGGUGGCGGAAACCGAAGACGAUUGUAGGAUUUGGAAGGCGUUGCCGAAUGCUGCGGCGAAGAAGGAUCAUCUCGAACGUUUGCUGGGGUUUUCAUAAACCUAGCAGUUGAGCAUUCCUUUCUGUUCUUGCGAUGUUGUACGAUGAAGAAAACAACUAUUUGCUGUACAAUUGUUAUAUUCUCUGCCGGCUUGGAGAAUGAAAGUGCCAAAAACAGUCUAGUCUAGUUCUAUCUAGAAGCUUGCUUACAACCUACCUAACCUGCUUGACUAGGCUAGACUGUUCACAGUUGCUCCGGCCAAUCCACGACGACAAGUUUCGCCGUUGGACUUUGGACACGCUCAAGAG
Messenger RNA from Pyricularia oryzae 70-15, 3962 nucleotides. RefSeq lists its product as uncharacterized. The transcript has 2 exons. The coding region runs from base 3168 to 3713 and encodes 181 amino acids. NCBI's taxonomy places the organism in Eukaryota, Fungi, Ascomycota, Sordariomycetes, Magnaporthales, Pyriculariaceae. The record is from RefSeq and is a predicted model, not a curated record.